This is a messenger RNA of Oryza brachyantha (malo sina), 1869 nucleotides long. RefSeq lists its product as uncharacterized. The record is from RefSeq and is a predicted model, not a curated record. The transcript has 9 exons. NCBI's taxonomy places the organism in Eukaryota, Viridiplantae, Streptophyta, Magnoliopsida, Poales, Poaceae. Bases 120 to 1481 code for a protein of 453 amino acids.
UCCCUCCCUCCUCCCUCCCUCCUACUAACCAAACGCCCAACGCCGCUCGGGAUCCGACUCCUUGGAAACUGGAAUAUCCCCCACCCGUCCUCCUCCUCCGCCCGACCCGGCCUCCGCCAAUGGCAGCCUGCCCGCGGCCGCUGCUCCCCCUCCCCCUCCCCCUCCUCCUCCUCCUCCUCCUCUCCCGCUCCCUCCGCGCCGACCGCGACGCCGUCGUGUCCAGGAUCGCCUUCGGCUCCUGCGCCAACCAGAGCGCGCCCCAGCCCGUGUGGGAGGCCGUCGUGGGGUUCGACCCGCAGGUGUUCAUCUGGCUCGGGGACAACGUCUACGGCGACAACAAGAGGCCGUUCCGGGCGUGGGGGAAGGAGAGGACGGUGGGGCCAUGGAGGAACGUGCCGCGGUUCUACCCGUCACCGGAGGACGAGCUGCGGAGGCGAUACGAGAUGGCCAAGGCCAAGCCAGGGUACGCCAAGCUCAGGGAGAGGGCUCAGGUCAUUGGAACAUGGGAUGAUCAUGAUUAUGGAUUGAACGAUGCAGGAAAAGAGUUUAGUGGGAAAGUGAUCAAUCAAAGGCUUCUAUUAGAUUUUUUGGAUGAAGCUAGAGAUAGUUCACGGAGGCAACAAGCUGGUGUUUAUACCUCAUACAUGUUUGGCCCUGAAGGAAAACGAGUAAAGGUAAUUCUGUUGGACACCAGAUAUCACAGAGACCCUCUCCUAAGUGAUGGAGCUAUACUGGGAGAUCCUCAGUGGCAAUGGCUGGAGAGGGAGCUGCAUGGUCCUCGAUCAGAGAUCACCAUCAUUGGAUCAUCAAUACAAGUAAUAUCAAAUCUAUCUGCCACCACUGGACCUUUAUUCUAUGUGGAGUCAUGGGCACGUUUUCCAAGGGAAAGAGAACGACUGUUUAGAUUGAUCGAUAGCAGUAAGAGAAAUGGAGUGUUAUUUAUCAGCGGUGAUGUUCAUUUUGGAGAAAUUUCUCGCUACGACUGUGGGGCUCAAUAUCCAUUGUAUGAUAUUACCUCAAGUGGUCUUACCCAAUCUGUCGAGAACUCUGUACCAGCAGUAUUUCAACCCCUCUUUAGACUUCUGGCAUUGUUGACACCAACCACUACGCGAGUCUUCAGCCCUAACUGCCGUUACAAAUCAUGCACAUACGGUCAGCCAAACUUUGGAGCAAUCGAGAUACAUUGGGAUGCAGUACCUCCCAAGAUUAAACUCGAUCUGAGAGAUAUACAGGGAAACUCUGUUGGUGACGUGGAGUUUCCCAUAUCUGAACUGGAGCUAUCAAACACACAUGACAUUAAAAAACAGGGGCAUUCGUAUCAGCAUUGCACUCUCGAAACAGAGCUUUCAUGGGUAGUGCGAUACCGGCUUGCUCUGUUAUUCUUUGGUACAGUUGCUGUUUCUGGGAUAGCCGUGGUGUUGAUAGUAAUUGUCUGCUUGUCAACUACUAAUAUUUUCACCAAGAAAUCCAAGAUGGAAUAACCAUAUAGUGCAGAGGACAGAAGCAGAUAUUUCAGUCUAAGUACAGUUGGAAAAGCUGAACUAUACACCAUCCAUGGAUGUUCCUUUGCCUAGAACAAACAUGAGAUUUCAAUACCAAUAUGAGCCAUUGCCCUGCUGUUCAAUGUACGCAUCACAAGCUAGAUGAAUGUAACUAACAAUCUGCAUACGUGUAUAGCAUGUUUAGAAACUUUUCAUGUCAAUUUCGCUCUUUUCUGGUGAAUAGGAUGAUUGUUGUCUAUUCCCUGACCCCUUGCAUUAUCUGCCCCCAUGCAUUCUGCUCUGUCUGCACAUUGAAUGUUCCUUUCCCAUCAUUCGUUUUGUCCGUUUAGAAAGACAUAUCGUCCGGUUUCAAGUCUCUUGAUGUACA